AUGAAAGAGGAAUACGAAGAGGAAGAUGUCCCUCUUCCUUACAAGGACUUCAAGUCCUUUGCCAAAUAUCAGAGUGAUGUUCUCAAAUCAGAAACUGACGAUUUCCUCAAGAGACAUAAUCUAAGGCUUAAAAAGUAUAUCCUUCCGUCAGAGCUUCCUCCAUGGGCAAAAAGCUUUGACGAAGUUCUGGAUACUGGAAAGGAAUUUGAACCACUUACAACGGUAUAUAGACACAAGCACUUUUUAAAAGCCAGGAUAUUACACAACUGGAGCUACAUUGAAACCAGAUGGAACCGCUCAAAGGACCCUAGAAAUAAAAACAUCCCAUUUGAUUUGCGUCCUCUCACUACUGAAAUUUUAAACCAACUUGAUGUAGUUAAUGAGGAUAUGUUGGACCCAGAGUUUUCAGGUCUAUUAGUCACUCUAAACACAUAUUCAUACCUUCCAGAGGAAGACGGGACAACUGCUAAAACAGCAGAUGUAUCCGGGAGUAAAAAGACGGAUGACCCCUCGAUGGCAGAAUACAAACACGGAAAUGCUGGAGACUAUGUACAGAAAAAUGAUAAAGAGUCCGUAGAUAAUGCAGUACCUGGGAAAGUAUACACUGCUAUGCAUAAUUUACAAAAAAGCGCACAUGAAAAUCCUACAUCAGCUCACAGUACAACAUACAUGGAUAUGGCUAUUGAUAAAUCAUUACCGGUGGAUGUUUCUAUAGACAUCAAUUUGGAACCUGAAGAUGAUUCUCUUUCCAUGCACAUGCCGGUCAAGAAUACAUAUGACUCUAUGAAGAGCACUGAUUCUGUAGGGAAGCAGGGUGAUGCAGAUAGUGUUGCCAGUGGUUUCUCUAUGCAGAAUAGUGAUUCCAUAGACUCUCUCAACAAUAAUGAUUCAAGAUCUCUGAAUUCAGAAUCCACAGAAGCUGCAAAAUCUGAAAAGACACUCGAAACGUGCGAUGCUUUAUCUACAGAUUCAAGCGACUUGGAUUUCAUCUUGAAUAGUGACGCUAGCGAGGAGACAAAUGAGACAAUGCAUGGAGAAUUGAAGAGGGUAAAAUUUGCAAAUUCAUCUGCUAGCAAAGGUAAUCAUAAUUCACAAGGUUCAGUGGAUGCUUCUCAAGAUGCUAAACCAUCCGAAAGUCAACAAACUGAUGAAUUUACUAGUACAACGUCAGAAAAGCUUACGGACUCAAAUUCCAUACAUUUUGAGAGCAAAGAUUCUGCACCUGUACAUGAACAUGGUGCAUCAGAAGCAACAGGAGAUACUGUUGAUAGUUCCACGAAACAUGUAAAGUUUGUUGAUCAAGAUGAGAUUUCAAAGACAUCAACAGACGAAAAGGGAGAAAACAAUGAAAAGAGGGUAAGUUUUAUCCUUAUAUUUACUGUAAUAUAUGGGCAAGGUUGCCACAAGUAA
Molecule: messenger RNA, 1410 nt
Organism: Theileria equi strain WA
Lineage: Eukaryota; Apicomplexa; Aconoidasida; Piroplasmida; Theileriidae
Exons: 1
Coding region: 1-1410 (469 amino acids)
Source: RefSeq, a predicted model, not a curated record